AAAGAACUCAAAAAAACAAAAGAAAAAAAUUCCUGUAUUCUUAUAAAGACUACAUCAUUUAAAAGAUGCACCUGUAUUUGUAUCUUUGAAACAAAAUAUAUCAAGAUUGAAAUAUGACUUGGAAGAAAAAAACAAAAGCAAUUACUUCCUUGUGAUAAAAAGAUGUAGUUUUGAAAAUGGAAAUCAAUAUUAAUUGUGAUAUCAUAAACUUUGGGGAUGAACUGACUUUAUUUCUAUCUAUUAAAUGAAAUGACAACAGCAUUCUACAUUACUGGACAAACAUCAAAAAUCAUUUUGGAAAAUAACUUUCAAUCUUAUUUUUCUUGAAUAAUCUGAGAUGGAAAAUCAAACUGAAAUAAAAGAGUUCAUACUCUUGGGACUCUCAAAAGAUCCUCAUCUACAAGAUUUUCUUUUUGUCUUGUUUCUAAUAAUCUUUUUAAUAACAUUAUUGGGCAACAUGGUGAUUAUACUGGUGACCAGGAUUGAGUUUACCCUGCAGAUUCCCAUGUUCUUUUUUCUCAAACAUUUAGCUUUUGUUGACAUCUGCUAUUCAUCAGUUACUGUCCCAAAAUUGUUAGGAAACCUCAUAACAAAGAAGAAAACAAUUUCUUGGGAAGGAUGCAUUGCACAGAAUUUCUUCCUUUUUCAAACUGUUUGUGCAGAAGUAUUCAUCCUCUCAGCAAUGGCUUAUGAUCGAUAUGUUGCUAUAUGUGACCCACUACAUUAUACCAUAAAUAUGACAAAAGAAACCUGUAGACAGUUAGUGGGUGUGUCCUGGGGCAUGGGUUUCUUGUAUGGUAUGGUAAAUGCACUGCCUUUGUUAAAUCUGCAUUUUUGUAGUGACAAUACCAUCAGACAUUAUAGCUGUGAACUUCCUUCACUUUUGGCCUUGUCUUGUAAGAAGAAUCUCAUCAAUUAUAUUGUUCUUCUUAUCUCUAUUUUUAUAUUUGGUUUGAGUUCAUUUCUUUUCACCCUGGUGUCUUACAUAUACAUCAUUUCAGCCAUCCUGAAAAUUAAUUCAGCAGAAAGCAGACAAAAAGCAUUUUCUACCUGCAGUUCCCAUCUCAUUGUGGUGGGCUUAUUUUAUACUACAGGUUUUAUCCGCUAUACAAAGCCAAAUUUAGAAUCACUCAUGGAUUUGGACAAAGUGAUCUCUAUUCAGUAUAGCAUCUUAACACCAAUGUUGAAUCCCAUCAUAUAUAGUCUCAAAAACAAAGAGAUCAAAUCUGCUUUGGUGAAACUGUUUGGAAAAUAUAACCCCAUUUUUAACCCAUGAAAAAUCAUCUGUUGCAGUUUACUCUGAACACCAUAGCUCUUCUAGGUCUAACUAGGAGGAAAAUAUACAGAAUGAUUUCCAUAUCUCUCCAAAGUCCCCACUAACUAAGAUGGGAGGAUAAUUAUACUUGCAAUGUGAGAAUCCUUCUGGCCUUUAUUUGUGCCAGCUGAUAUAAAGCCAUAGAUCUCCACCAAAACAUUUGCUAUUUUUUAAUAUAGAUGCAGAUACACAGCUAUAUAACUCAGGAAUUUAAAUUAGUUUAAUUUGUUUCUUCUUUAAGAUUUUAACAAAAUAGUAAUCAUAAAAUGCUACUUAAAGAUUUUUCUACACUUUCUUCUUUUGCUAUAUAUCUGGAAAUAAAUAGGUUUGUGAAAAGAUAAGAUCUAUCUUGUGAAAAAAAUUGUGAAGAUUUGGUUAAUCUUGUUAAGAUUUCUAGACUGUUCUGCCAGUUGGAAUCUCUUUACUCUGAAUGAAAAAAGUAGUCUGCUUACAUGUUUUCCUCACACAAAAUCCCUGAAUGUUCUUUCUCCAAUAAA
This is a messenger RNA of Crotalus tigris (Tiger rattlesnake), 1812 nucleotides long. RefSeq names its product olfactory receptor 8S1-like. Lineage: Eukaryota; Metazoa; Chordata; Lepidosauria; Squamata; Viperidae. Gene Ontology annotation, biological process: G protein-coupled receptor signaling pathway. The transcript has 3 exons. The record is from RefSeq and is a predicted model, not a curated record. The coding region runs from base 338 to 1276 and encodes 312 amino acids. Gene Ontology annotation, molecular function: G protein-coupled receptor activity; olfactory receptor activity. Gene Ontology annotation, cellular component: membrane.